UCGAGCAGAGCAGUGCUGUGAACCGGCCGCGGUCAGUGGUCGAUGGUGGGGGAAGAGACCAGUUUCUUGCCAUACCUUCGCGCAUACCUGAGUCCUGAGUCCCAGAGAUUGGCUUGUAUAGCGCUGUAGUUGUUGUAGAGGUGUGGUGACGUUGUCCCGGUGUAGUGUACAAAGUGUUCUAGUGGAAAUUAACCGAUUUUGGAUUCCCGGAUGUAUUGUGGAUAACUAGUGUUUGGUGCAACAGGUGGUGUGAUUGAAUUGUCGGCUUACUCCAGAAACGUGUAAAGUGUAUUAGAAGAUACUAGUAACCAUAACGUUAGUGCAGUUUGGUGUAGUGUUGUGACCAUGUUGCUAUACGGAGUACUCCACUGUACGUGCAUUUAAACGCAGCACACUCCCAGAACCAGCUCCCAGUCGUGGCGUGCCAGACGCGGGGACCUGGAGGCGUCGUCAGCCUUGCCGGCUGGAGCCGCCGGUGACAGCGCCGCUCGCCAGCCCCGCCGCCUUCACUAUGACAUCUUUGAAAAAGGGGUAUGGCAGCCGCAACAGUGGACAGCUCAAGUCACCAAUCAUCAAACGUCCGCUCUCUGCGCCGGUCACGCUGCAGGGCUGGCUAUACAAGCAAGGCAGCGAAGGUCUCAUGCUCUGGAAGAAGCGGUGGUUUGUCCUCUCCGAGUACUGUCUCUUCUAUUACAAAACAUCAGAAGAAGAGAAGUUACUGGGUUCCAUUCUGCUGCCGUCAUACAAGAUCUCGCCCUGUGGUACAGAUGACAAGGUUUACCGCAAGUUUGUAUUCAAGGCGGAGCACGCCAACAUGAGGACUUACUACUUCGCUGCAGACUCUCAACCCCUCAUGGCAAAGUGGAUGAAUGCUCUCAGUCUGGCCUCCAUACUACAGGAUAACACAUCUAGCUGGGGUGGCCACAAGCCGCACUCGUCUCACCAACAGACAGCAAGUGCAGACGACAGCGACUCAGGGUUCCACGGACAGUACAAUGGCACCAGUCAUGGCCACACUGACAGUCCUGCGGACACUAACAGCUGGCGCCCACCCUCUCAAGGUUACCAUCAGCCACUGUAUGCUAACGCACCUCCUAAGCCAAGGAGGUUGAACGACACUUCACCCGAAAGAUCUCCAGAGCGAGUGUCCGAUGAUGGGAGACUGUCCAAGAUGGCUCAGCCCCAGGAGUAUACUGUGAGGAAUGACCGAGCGUACAACUACACGGCUCAACACUCCCACCGGCCGCCACUCAUGCUGCCUCCUGGGGCCACUCAGCCUCAAGAGCGGCGCACACCCGACACCUACGGCAGAUCAAACUCCACUACUCCGCAGACUGGCAAGGUCAUCUCCUCUAAACCUCGGACUUUGGACUACGAAGAUGUUUAUCAAACAAACCCGGAUCUUGUUAACUCUAUGUAUUCACAAGGUGCAAUGUACACAAACAGACACGUGCAGUAUCGGCAGAACCGUAGGAACGACGUAAUGUCUAACAGCAUGCCUUCGGAGGGCCGCAAACGGUUUCCCCCGAGACCUCACAGUGCUGACUUUUUAGAGUACGAUGCUAGGAGGUCUUACCAGUCUCCCACUCCUCAAAGUAGUGAUUCGGGCAAUCAAAUGUAUUACAACCAAAGGACAGCUUCUCAGCCUCGCAGGCCAAAGUCCAGUUUAGACAUCGUCCACUCUGAGGGUGUUGUCGAUGGAGUUCAUUGGUCGGAGGAGAGUUAUGCUCGGAAGAUGCGACAAUCAGCUUCUUAUGUCUCCCCACAGUUUCACAAUCCAUCAAACUCUUCCAGAGCAACAACCCCUUCUGUUAGGCAAAUACCAAUCAUGGCUCCUGGUUACUACAAUGGACCUGUGAAUGGAGAAUUGGCAAGCAGUGCGAUGAUGAGGCAGCACUCAGAAGCCAUCCACGCACAAGAGCGGAGAUGGAGUGAGUACGUGGAUCGUACCAAUGGUCAGUUUGUCCGCUCAGCGUCAGCACGACUCCCUCGCCACACCAAUGACGACCACAUGGAAGACGACGGCUCAGACAAGAGCUAUCAGGCUGCCUUCCGACGGAGAAACAGCACGGAUAAUCGAGACCCUGCCGUCAAAACUCAACAGAGGGAGGAGUCUAUGAAACGUCUGCUGGAGUGGAAGCAGAGAAUGCUCCAGUCUCCGCUCACUCGCAAGUCCAGUGGCUCCAGCAACCGAGGGUCUGCGCAGAACCAGCUCAACCCGUACAGUCUCACACACGAACAGAGGCUACGCAAUUUACCAAACGACAAUCAGUCCAACCCUGACGCGUGGCGACGGGAUGGAUGGGACAAGGACAUGUUGGAUCACGCACGAGCUCGCCGCAAACACUCAGACGCUGGCCGUAGCCGGUCUCAAGAUGGCCGAAGAUCUGUCACUUCCAUUAGUCGAUACAACAGCUACUCUAGCGACGAUGAAGAAACUGGAGGAACGAGGGAGUGUCGGAAACGAGUGAGAAGAUCAUCAAAAGAGGCUAGCAGAUCAAGACUCAACUCUCUAGAGGGAAAAUCAUCAAGAACUACUCCUACAUCAAUGGCUUUCCCUGACUAUGAAAAUAUCAAGUUAGCAGAAAAAUCUGCAAUUAAAGAACGAGCAGAUAUGGUGAAAACACCUACAUCCUUGAAUAAAAUAGAUUCUAGCUAUUCAAACUCUCAUAGUGUAACUUUGGAAGAAAGUCAAGUCAACAGGGAUAGGAAUUACAGUAACAAAAGCCCCCAUAGUAAGAAGUCAUCAGAGGAUUAUGGUCCGGGAGAAAGUUUUGAUAGUGGUAACACUUUGGCAGAAUCAAGUAUUUUAGGUUACGAGGACAGGUUUACUACUAGUAGCAAACAUUCUGAUAGUGGCUACGAUACACUGCAAACUGGGGGAGUUCUGCCAGUAGAUCCAGAUGUCAGUGAUUUGCUCAAGUUCCGCUUUGACAAGCAUAAGUCGGCCAACGCAGUCUUUGCAUAUCCUGUACACACUAAAGUGGGAAAGAGUUUUGAAAACUGGGGGGAAAAGCUCGAUGAGUCAAGACUGAUAAAAGAAUUUUCAUACCAAUAUAUAAAGUCAAAUAAAAAUGAUGGUAAAAAUAUUGAGGAAGAUAAAGACAAGAAAAGCUCAAAGGUCCUGUUAACAAAACAUUUUGAAGUGCCACCCCAAAAUAUUGUUCAAAAUAGAAUUAAGGUGUUUGAGGCUCCUAAAGAAGAUGAUCCUUUAAACUCUGCUCAAGUGAAAGAUUGUAAAUUGAAAAUGCAAGAACCGCUGAAAGUCGCCUCUGCAUACCAGCCAAAUGAAGCACACGUAUCUACAAUAAAAACUGUGGAGGAAAAACGUGAACGCUACAAGAAGACUGAUGAAGAACUGUCAAAUUUGAAGCGCUCAAGAAGAACAAGUUUGCAUGGGUUUGCACUAGGAGAUGCAAUAUCUAUGUUGGAUGAAGAAGCAAAAUAUGCCAAGAGAGAAUCGUUAACAGGUAGUCAAAAUCCAAAAUCAGUAAAGGAUUUACUUGCUGAUUUUGAGCGUAAAUCUCAAAUAUUAGCUGCUGAAGAAAAAGAAAGCGAAGAUAGUCCAGGUAAACGCCCUGUGUUCAGUGACACUGAAACAUUACUCUAUGAAACUUCCAGUGACCCUGAAAAUAACCACUGUGGUAAUAUUAUAUCUGGAUUGUUGCGUUCUGAAGUAAAUGUCAGUGAAGAUGAUGAGGACAGGGAUGAAGAAGUGGCAGCAGUUUUGGGACAAAAAGAUAGCUUUGUUAGUUCUUGUAGAGAUUUAGGCAGAAAACAAGAAUCAAAACCUAGGUCUAUAAGAUCAGAGAAAGUUAAUGGUAAUGGCAGUCAUAGCGCAAUAGACAAUGCAUCUACUUCUAACUAUUUAAGGCUUGGUAUGACUGGAUCCUUAGUUGCUGGAGACGAUUCCUGUUCCCAGUCCAGUACUCCACAUUUAGAAAAAAUUAGGAUAGAUGAGCCAAAACCAAAGUUAUCAUGUAGCCCUGAACAACAUUAUAUGCCAAUGACUCCUUCAAAGAAACCAUUUAUGGGUCCCAUUACUGAUGUAUUCUCACAUACAAGAACUAGUUCAGUUUCUCUUAGUAUUUCAAAUGAAACCCCAGGGGAAGAAAGUUCAUAUGUUGAAAUGACAAAUGGUAACAUUCGAUCCUUGCUUGCACCUGAUUCAGGACAUGAAAAAAGUUCAUCGAGUACCUUGACUGAUUCACAAAACUAUUGUGAAAUAAGAUCCGAUAAAGACAGUGCACACUAUGAGUUCUUAUAUAAAGCAACAAGCACUACUACUGAGCCGUUAUAUAUGGAAGUUAGUCCUGUGGUAGAAGAUAAUACCAACGAUGUUAAAAAUCAAUCAAAUGAAAAUAUGCCAAGUGCCAAAAGAGAGGAAACUGAAGGUGCUGAACAGCCCCCAACACCCCCCAGAGCUGUUCUUCCUGACAUAUUGAGUCCCACAUCCAAUGGCAGUAAAAAACAGCCAUCAAUUAAAUCAGACAGUUCAGAUGCUGAUGAUGAAGCUUCCAAAGAUCUUGACUCUUUGGAUGCUCCAAGACAUCCUAGAUUUAGCCUUUCCGACACUUUCAGACCUGCUUCAUAUUAUCUUGGUGCUAGUAUUGGAGAGAGAACAUUAAUUGGAAUGACAGCGGAACAUCCAGAUUCUUCCGAUAGUGAUUUAGUGUCACCUCCUCCAAUACCAACAAGCCCCCCUCCACUGGACGACUUGGAAACUAGUUUAGAAUCAUCAAGUGAGAUAAAGAAACUAUCACCAGUUCAGAUGAAGAGUGAAUCUUGUAAAAUUGACAUAGAAGGGAAAGAUAACAGUCGAAUGUUGUGGAACCCUACUCCAUUAAUGGGAAAAGAUGUCAGAAGUUUGCAUGAACGGAUGGAAAGCUUAAAUUUAUCACCCAUUAUAGAUGAUCCUUUAAGUUCUGAAACUGAUUCUAUAGACUCCAGCAAAAGAGAUAGAUUAUUAAAAAGAAGGCCUGUUUCAGCAGAUAUUUUGAACAGUCUGCAAGAUACAGAUUUUCUCCAUUGUUCUUCCCUUAGUGGAAGGAAGUCCGGAGGAAGUGAUUUAGACUCAGUUGGAAGUAGAAAUGGACUAGCUAUGAGUUUAGAAGAAGGAGAGGGAAUUGAUUUUGACCAAUAUCUAGAAGGACUUCAAAACAACAAUCAGUUAACACCAAAGAUGCUUUCAGAAGAUUUAAACUAUGAAUACCAAAACUAUGAUAAACAAAAACACAGUCAACAAAAUACUCCCCCCAUUGCCAACAUCCCUGAAACAACAGCUUACACACCUGAUGGAUCUAAUUCUAUUGACCAGGAUUACAGAUUAAAAUAUAAACCCUCACAUCCACAGCCGUCUAACAGGAUUGAUGAAGUUCAUUAUGAGAAUCUGCCAGGUCUCUUCCCUCCUCCUCCCUCCGCCGAGUAUCUCCAGGAAUUAUCCUCUGAAAAUGAUACCGUAAUGAGAUAUUCUAGUCCAGAAGGUGGCCUUGCUAGAUCUUCCCCUGUAAGAGUAGUUGAAGGCCAGGGCAGUAGUAGAGAUAUACCUGCUGGAGCCCCAUAUUAUUACUCAGAUCUAUUAAAAGCAGAACAAGCAACUCAAUCAAAUAACCGAAAUGUGAAUAUUUUAAGAUCAUUGAAAAUGCAGCAACUUAACAAUCAAAGAGAGGAAACAAACUCAUCAGAUGUAAGUUUCUUGAACAAAAGGAAUGAUAUUGGUCGCAGGGUAAAUGCCAUCAAUCAAAUUUUACCUGGUCAGAUGAUUAGUAGGGACGAUGCUGCUAAAUUAGCUGAAGAACUAAGAACUACUUCAGUUCACUUUCUUGGAACUGCAGAUAAAAGCGGCCAAGUUGACAAACGUAAUUUGUAUGAAGCCGAUACACUUCAAAGGCGUAAGGCUGUUGCCAUUAUGGAACAAAGGUACCGGUCUCAAACUCCUGAUUUUAGGAGUAACACUAGAAAUUUGUAUCCACACGGAAUUCGUGACAAAAAUGAUAUGAGUCAAGGGGAAGAAAGACAACUAAGAAGAAGAUCCAGGUCUUUGGAAGGCCUGUUGGAUGAACCGGAUUAUUUAGAUUCAGAACCUCGCCACAGCCGUGUUUCUCCUGGGAGUGCGAUAUCUCGACUUCUUCAGACUACUCAGCCACAGCCACAAAGCUGUAGAAGUCCCAUUUCACCGAUACCUGUUUCCAAUGGUCCUAGAUCGUCAAGAUCCAGAGCACCUCCUCCACCUCCAGAUGUCUGGGAAGAAGACACCCUCUGGAGAGAAAACUUAAGGAGGGUAAGUAUUCGCCACACCAGAUCUUUAGAUGAUUUGGAUAGAGACUCACCAAGAGAUGUCACUCCUUCAGAAAAUAGAAAAGUCAGUCGGGAAGUUACCUAUGUAAAUGACAGCGUCACUAGGGCGAGAACAAAUCAUUGGGAGUAUGAAGAAGAUUAUCGCGAAGGACGUUCGCUGAGACAGACAAGAUCCACAACACAAACUGACGUCGAUGACGGUGUACUCUACGAACGCUUAGUCCCCAGAGACUCUGAGGUCCUAGACAGAACGAGGCGGGGACAGACUUAUAUAGAAGGCUAUGUUUGGGAUGAAGAAAGAGAAGUAUUUCACCGAGGAGAAAAAUCUAUACUACCGAGCAGGGACCCUCCAAGAAAACCUACUCAGCCUUUUUUAGAACCAGGCCUGUACCCAACUCGACCACCCUCAUUCGAAAUCGACCGAGAGAAGUUGCGGCAGUGGGACCUCAUGUCGAGUGCUCCAGCCGGCAUGUUGGGGCACGCCGGGGCUCGUCGCGGACUACUACAUCCCGCGGACACAACACCUCCCAGUUCACCAGCGUCAGGCUCAGGAUCAGUGAUUGGAAGAGAUCCGUUGCCCCCGCGACAAGUGGCCCCAGUGGUAGACAAGCCCCCGCCACCCUCCGCCAUCAAUCCUGACCUCAUACACCAACACAGGCCUGAGAGAGAAUGGAGUCUACAACUGAGUGCUGGGGAAUUAUUGGGCCGGACUCAUGAGGAGUUGGUACUCCUGCUUAUCCAACUGAGGAGGCAAAGUGCCGGCUUCUGCAAGGCUAUGGAGGCUUGUCAUAUGGAGAUUGAGGCCCAGGCAAGACUGGUUGAACUUGAGACACCUAAGAGGAUGGAGCACCUUCAAAAACUAGAAGACCUCAAAAGGCAUUUGCUUGAACUGGAAAAACAGUAUGAAAAGGGUAAACCUCUGGUGAACCUGGUGGACAACAUGGUAAAGCUGGGGUCUCUCUACCGUGCGGGGGCGCCACUGCCUGGCGGGGGGCCUCUCCUGAGGGAUAGGCUGGAGUUCAACCAUCAGGUCCAGGAGCGGAGACUGCUGGCGGAGGAGAGAAGGGACUGGGAGAGACUGAGUCCAGACCACAACAAACUACAGGCCAAAGUUGAACAACUCUACAGAUUGGACAGGUUACUGCAGGAAGAGUCUGGAACUCUGCAGAGUCUACAACAAGAUAAGGAGAUGUUAGAGAGAGCCCUGGGAGGCUUAAGACACAAGCUGCAGGCGGCCAGCAGCAACCCAGUAGAGGCGGAGAAAUACAGACGACAACAGAGACUCUUGGAGAGAGAACUGAGCCGUGUACGAUCCAUCCUGGCCCACAAUUCCAAGAAGCUAGAGGAGACAGUUGCAGAAAACGCCAGGCUAGAGCAGGAACUGGUGGUGUUGCGCCAGAAGCUGGUGUGGUCGCGCCGUGCGCCGGACCAGUCCGUCACAUCCACGGCGCAGCUGGAGCAGGAGUUGGCACGAGUGCAGAGUCUCGUGGGUGAUCUACAGCGACAACGGCUGGAACUGUCCUCUCAGGUUCGACAGCUGACAGAACGCAGCAACUCUCUCAGUCAACAGAUUCGACCAUCCCCCACAGGAGUGCAAGCUUACCGUAUGGGAUAUUACAUGACAUAUCCAGGCGUGGGCCCCGUUGGACACAAGAAGACCAUUCACAGCAGCUGGCUGGAGACUGACUUGGACACGCAGGUUACCCGAGACGUUGGGAGAGACUCUCCAUUGCGCUCUCCCGCUCCUCCCCCGCCACCUCCACCUGCGCAGCACUCACCCCUCUACGUCAACACGGACAUCUCCAAGUCACUGGACACAUGUUCCACUUACGAGGGCAAUGUCUCCCAAGAUGAACAGCAGGAGUUGACCAGUGCUCCGCCUCCCGCUCCAGCUCCGUCUGUCCCCGCCCAGUAUACCCGCCCCAUGGACAUCAGUGAGGCCGAUGACAGAAUAAAGAGGUUCUACGGAAUCAUCCCAAAAGAUAAGCCUCAGGAGAUCAAGACGGUGAGGAUUGUGAAGCGAGAGUCAGAGAGGAGACAGCGAGACCGGGACCGCAGUGGAAAUAUCGGCAUUCCUCUUACCCCCACCACCACUGCUAAACGAGUCACCAUCAUAGAGGAGAAUGGGCCUGACAACACAGACAAUAAUCUAGGUCGGUUACUAGAGGAGCAGCCGGAGCCCCCUAGUGAGGUGUUGGGGGGUUCUUUGGUCCCCCGCUCUGCAGCCCCCCCAGCCCCCGGGCCUCGCUCAGACUCUGUGCAGGCCCUGCGCAAUCUGGUCAACCGACAGAGAGCUAGGGUGGACAGUGACAGUACGUCGCCUUUGUCAGCCACAGAACAGCUGUUUGGAAGCAGUGACACAUUGUUGUCUCCACCCCUCAGUCCUGCGUACGCAAGUCAGCUGUCUCCUGUGUACCAGAGCCAAGCUGCACGGCAGAUUGUGGAGGAGAUGGCCUUCAACAACCGUCGCGCAGUUCCUCGCGAGAAGCGACGACACCACACUGUUAGCGGUCGGCCUUUGCUCAGGAUAGAUACCAGCUUCUCAGCGGGUGGCUCCAGAGAUGACCUGGACAUGGAGAGGGCGUUGCGACCGAGGCUGAACACACCGGAUGUCGUCCGCUCAACUCUCUCACGUAAUGAGGUAAAAUACACCUCGGAGACCAUAGACAGUCUCCUGGGUACUCCCGGCAAAAUCCUCAUCCCAGAGAGGUACGUUCCUGAGUCAACACCAGAACUGUCCUCGGAGGAGCAGCAGCGGAGGAACAAGAAGGCAGAGUCCAUCAGGAAAAUGCUCUCGGAAACCACAACUAUCGCUGCCGAGGACUCUAAUGAAACUGUUGAAGAAGAGAAAUCUUCUACUUUGAAGAAGAAAGUCGCUGAGGAAAAGCGACAAAGAGAACAUUUGCUGCAGUUAAACCAGAUCUUGGCCCACCAAGUAAUGGAGAAAAGCAAAAUGGUGGCUGUGAGAGCGCUGGCGUCUCUGCCGCAGUCCACGGCACAGUCGGAGGAAAGUGACCUAUCAUCUCCCGAGGAGCCGUUGCCACUGUAUCAACAACGUGACAAUUAUUUCUCUUAACAAUGGCGCCACUGCUACUUUUGUACUGAACUUUAAUCAGUACAACUGGUUUUUCUGCACAAAAAGUAUAUGUUGUUGUCUACAACCCUGUUAUUGCAAGAAGACGAAAUCUUUUCUCAUUAUUUUAUUAUUUUUUAAGGGACAAAAUUUAGUUACCUUGUCCUAUAGACCAUUUGAGUCCAAAAGAUACAAAAAAAGGAUAGGGUACACGAACCAACCCUAAUAUUUUGUCCUAGUGUAGAACUUCUUCAGAUAGUAGACUGGUGAGAAAUGCUAGUUAAAAAUAAAAACGGUUGUUUUUGCUAUACUCACUGCGGUCAACCAUAGGAAAUAAUGUCCAGUCAUACUACAUUUCCGAUACUAAUAUUAUAAUUAAAAUAUAUUUUUGUUAUAAACUAUUUCAUUAUUAGCGAAUUUCCCAUAUAGGGAAUAAGCUAUUACCGUAGUACUCAUGGUAAGACCUGGACGCGGGGCCGAUUUUUUUUUUCAUUUUGAGGU
This is a messenger RNA of Macrosteles quadrilineatus (aster leafhopper), 9871 nucleotides long. RefSeq lists its product as uncharacterized. NCBI's taxonomy places the organism in Eukaryota, Metazoa, Arthropoda, Insecta, Hemiptera, Cicadellidae. The transcript is spliced from 29 exons. The record is from RefSeq and is a predicted model, not a curated record. The coding region runs from base 512 to 9373 and encodes 2953 amino acids.